This is a messenger RNA of Musa acuminata AAA Group (dessert banana), 1691 nucleotides long. RefSeq names its product cytokinin dehydrogenase 3-like. NCBI's taxonomy places the organism in Eukaryota, Viridiplantae, Streptophyta, Magnoliopsida, Zingiberales, Musaceae. Gene Ontology annotation, biological process: cytokinin metabolic process. The transcript has 5 exons. The record is from RefSeq and is a predicted model, not a curated record. Bases 1 to 1665 code for a protein of 554 amino acids. Gene Ontology annotation, molecular function: cytokinin dehydrogenase activity; FAD binding.
AUGCAUCUGCCUCUCAUCCUUGAGCUCAGUACUGCCCUACUGUCCAUUCUCCUCGUCUUCUUCUUCCGUUCGUCCAACAUCUUCUUCAAACUGCCUGCCAAUCUGAGCUUUCAAGUGCCUGUCAACCUCACUUCAGACUACGGCAGGAUAAUCCAUGGCUCCCCAGCUGCGGUCCUCAAGCCAAGCAGCCCAGAUGACAUCUCCCUUCUCCUUAAGUCCAUCUACUCCUCUCCACUCCACAACGACGUAACAGUAGCUGCCAGAGGCACCGGCCACUCGACGCACGGCCAAGCGCUGGCCCCCGGCGGUUUUGUCAUCGACAUGCGGAGCCUGCCACUCUCCAUCACGAUCGUCGACGGCGAUGGCACCUCCUACGUCGAUGCCGGAGGGGGAGCCUUGUGGAUUGAUGUGCUGAACGAGACCUUGAGGCAUGGCCUUUCACCGAGAUCGUGGACGGAUUACUUGUACCUCACCGUGGGCGGAACUCUCUCGGUCGGCGGUAUCAGUGGCCAAACAUUCAAGCAAGGGCCUCAGAUAUCCAAUGUCGUGGAAAUGGACGUCGUCACAGGUAAAGGCGAGAUUGUCCAGUGCUCUGAGCAGGAGAACUCAGACCUCUUCCAUGGAGUUCUGGGCGGGCUUGGGCAGCUGGGCAUCAUAACAAGAGCCAGGAUCAAGUUACGGCCUGCUCCUCCAAUGGUGGCAUGGAUCAGAGUAAAGCACCACGACUUCGACCAGUUCACGAGGCACGGAGAACUCGUCGUCAACUCGGGGGAGGUGGACUACCUCGAGGGGUUCAUCAAGUUCGGUGACGCACCUCAAUCUCACCAGCCCAAAAACGCCUUCUCGCGCUUCGGUGCGGAGAGAUGCGUCAAACCGAGACAGCCGACAGCGUACUACCUGCUCGAGAUGGCCAUUUACUAUGAUGAUGAUGAUGUUAGCGACGCCGCGAAGAAACGGGCGAAGGUGUUGGCCCGAGUAAGCUCCAUGACGUCCGUCGAGAUCCUCGAGGUCUCGUACUUGGACUUCCUGAACCGCGUUAGGGAAGAGGAGCUAAGCCUAAGGAGAAUGGGGCUGUGGGAUGUGCCUCACCCAUGGAUGAACCUGUUCGUGCCGAGGUCUCAGAUCCGGAGGUUCCACGAUCUCUUCCUUCGAACCAUGUCAGACUCCUGUGUUAAUGGCCCCAUCAUCAUGUAUCCCACACUGAGACACCAAUGGAAUCUCAACACGUCGAUCGUCGUACCGCAAGAUGAGGCAGGAGAGGAUGUGUUCUACGUGGUUAGUGUGCUCCGAGCGGCGCCGCCGACAUGCACCGUUGGAUCUUCGUGCCUCGACGGUCUCAUGCAGCAAAAUGAACAGAUGAUACGCAUGGCCACCGCGAGAGGGAGCUCCCAUGGGGGUGGGGGGAUGGGAGCGAAGCAGUACAUGCCGUACCUGCAAUGUGAGGAGGAGUGGAGGGAGCAUUUUGGCCAGAAGUGGAAGAGGUUCGAGGAGUUGAAGUCCAAGUUCGAUCCUUUGAACGUGUUGGCGCCCGGACAGAGGAUCUUUAAGAGGAGGAAGCCGCUGAAAGCUUCUGCUGAAGCAGGAGAGCUGAAGUCACCAUUUCUACCGUCCAAGCAACCAUCCGAUCUGACCGUGUUGUUGUUGUUCUUAUUUGGACGCGAAUAAUUGAAUGAAAGUUGACUUGCGAUCGA